GCCUGUUCAUUGUACUGAGUCAGCGGCCAUGCGCAAAUGGAUCCAGAGGAGGGCUGUGCUGUGUAGGCUGUAGUCUACAUAAAAUCUCUGCCUUCGGGGCUGCACACGCACUGCCGACUGGAAAUCACAGGGAGCAGCUGGAGCCUCGACUCGCAUGUGUCUUUCACAGAUUGUAAUUGGGGAAAAAUAAUCCAGGAUAGUCUGACGGGUAUUUUGGGAUUUCUCCAACAACCCCCUCCCUCCUCCUUACUGACCAUCUCGGACCACGGAUGCAGAGAGCAGCAGCGAUGCGGCGGCUCUGCUGUUAACUCGUUGGACCCUUUUCCCUCUGUUUUUGCCGGUUUUAUCUAAAGGAGGAAGAAUACAUCAAUAAUGAAGCUCAAACCGAACCAGACCAGGACAUACGAUGGCGAGGGCUUCAAGAAACGAGCAGCAUGUCUGUGCUUCAAGAAUGAACGUGAAGAAGAGGUUCUACUGGUCAGCAGCAGUCGGCACCCGGAGCAGUGGAUCGUCCCCGGAGGUGGGAUGGAGCCAGAGGAGGAGCCAUGCGGUGCAGCCGUGCGGGAGGUGUUUGAGGAGGCCGGUGUAAAGGGCAAGCUAGGACGUCUGCUCGGAGUAUUUGAGCAAAACCAAGAUCGGAAGCACCGGACAUACGUGUAUGUGUUGACUGUCACAGAAACACUAGAGGCCUGGGAAGACUCCGUAAACAUUGGCCGCAAGCGGGAGUGGUUUACCGUGGACGAGGCCAUCAAAGUGCUGCAGAGCCACAAACCCGUCCACGCCGAGUACCUGCGGAGGCUCCAGCUCAGCUGCUCCCCAACCAACGGAAACUCGAUCCUCCCAAGCCCUCCACCAAAUGACAACUACCCCCAUUACAGCGCUACCGCCACCACACCCUCGACGGGCAACGUGUUGGGCUCCUCUUGCAGAUAGGACUGCAACUAAACCUCGUGUCCUGUCAAGUUUGGACAGUUCACUGAAAGUCUGUACAGUCUUGCAUGAAUCAAAUGACUUUUCAGAGACAUGGCUCUCCUGUAUGUAUCAUUUCUAGUCUUAGUUCCAGGACAGACCAAAGCCAUCACCAGAACUGUGUGACAGAGCAGAAGUCUCUGACAGGAAAGCCUCGGAUAUCUCAAGAACAUUUUUCUUUUGCUGGCAAACACCAGACCGAUGAGCUGAAGCUUGGGGACGAGGAAGCUGCAGACUCGGCUGGGGUGAAUGACCUGGUGAAGGAAUGCCUUACAGUAACUUUGUAUGAAUGUUGUAUUUGGGUCGUCAGUCAUUUUUAUUUUAUUUUUAGCAGAAUGGAUAUGCUUUCUAGUCAAUAAAAGAGUAAUUGACCCCAAAGCAUGUCCACGUGGGGAAUGCCUUUCACUAGUCAACAACCCAUGAUGACAGCAGCAUAUAUCAUAUUCUAUAACAUGGAUCUCAUUUUUAAAAAGACACCGGAGCAUUGAUAUGUUUCAAGGAUCUCCUCUGUUGCAUUUUAAUGUUAAGUGGGAUUUUCUUUGCACCAUGUAAUCAUCGAUGAUUGACAUUUGUCUAAAAUUUAAGAAACUUGGCUUAUAAUGACAAAGCCAGCCCCAACAUCUCCUUUCAAGAAAUGGAUGAUUGCGUUAAAAUAGAAGAAGCUCAGUGAAAAUAUUUUACACAAUUAAUAAAAACAAAGUUCCAAAAGAACAAAAUUAAACUGAAAAGGCCAUCCCAGAAAUGGCUUGUGGUCCUAAAUGGCAGGGUCAAAGACAUACUAUCUCACUGGAUUGCACCAGCUGUCACUGAGUUGACGCCUCAGUUAACUGGCUUUGAGUCAUGUCGCUGCGUUCGAUAUCCUUUGACACAACACUGCUGUGUUCAUGGUUCCACUUUGACGUUACAACUCCACUAACCUUGACUGAUCCAACAAACGGGUCUGUUGACUGUUUAAAGCCACAAAUCUUUGUUACGGUUUCCCACGUUGUUAAUGGUGUAAAGGACAUCUUUGCCUUACGUAUUACGUGCUGCUAGGGUCAAUUGACUUAAUUUCAACUCUGCCAAUUAAAAAAGUGUAUUUUCUUUAAAUGAAAAUGAAUCAUGGUUGACUGCUCUUAAAAUAAUGUUUAGCAGUUUUAUCCUGUCUCAUGGUGCUGCAAGGCAAUUUGAUAAAAACGGACCACCAAAUGACGUCAUUUCCUUGUACGUUUUGAUUGUUUUUCCCAUCCCGUACUUGUAACCAAGAUUACUUGCGCCAUGGGCUGCAACUUACUAUUAAUUUCCCUCUGGAUUGUUGAUUAUUUUCUGGAUUCCUUUAUUAAUAGUUUGGUCUAUGAAAUGUCAAUUGUGAAAAACGUCCAUCACAGAUUUAACUGGUUAAAAAUAAAAAAUAAAGUGAAGUAGUUUUUAAUAUAAAUAAAUCAAAAUGUCUUAAUAUUUUUGUUUUUGCCUUCACAAAUGCAGUUUUGGAUGCAUAAUGGUGUCUAAGACGCAUACCAUGUAACAUCAGCGAUGUUUCCAGGUCAUCCUUGUCUUUCUCUCUGUUUCCUGUCUGCAUUGUCAACUAAAGGCAAAAACGUCCCUCAAAAAUAAUCUAAAUGAAUAAACAACUACAUUUUUAAUUAUGAAGACAAAAAGAAAAAGAAACAAUAGAUCCAAUUAGCAGUUAAAUUGUCACAUUUCAGAUGAUAAUUAUUUUCUCAUAUAACCAUUCUUAACGAAAAGAGACACCCACUCCCUCCUGUGUUGACAGCUGAAUGAGGACUCGUAACCAUGCAGAUUUGUAAAUAGAUUUGAAGAGAAACAUUGAACAUGUGUUUUUAACCUGAAUGUAACUGUAAAAUGUAUCCAUAUAUUUUAUAUAUUUUUUUAACAAUGUAUAAAUGGCUAAACAAAACCCCAAUGAGAACGGUAUGUACAGUAUAUUUGUAUCAAGGACAAUGUGCCAAGGGUUUAGGAUAUGAAGGUUGGUUGGUAUGAAAUAGAGAUGGUUAAAUGAAUGCAUUUUGAAUCAUGAUCUGGUGACAUCAAUGUUUGUCCAAACAGAAUAAGACUAUCUAGAUUGGCAAAAAAAAUAAAAAAUGAUAUACUGGAUCUUUAAAAGUUUAGAGAUUUUGGGUAAACUAAAUGCAUUUUCUUUUUUACAAAAUAUAUAGCAUCUUGCUAAUCAACUUGUGUGUGUCACAUACAUAAUGAGUGUAGACAUUUUGAUCAAAUUUGGGGGAGGGGGAAUGUUUUGGAAGCUUUGGUAAGACAGUGGAAAAUAGUUUGUCAUAAACUUUCACAGACAAAUGUUUAUUUUGUUGUUUAUUCCAAUUGUUCUGAAGGAGUCAAAUAUCUCUUCUAAUAACUUUUUAUGUCAACCAGACUCAUGCUCCAAAGCUUAGCUCUCCCUUCACCUUCCCCAGAGUCAUGGCUUCAUUAUGAAAUUGUAUCUGCAGUAAACUCUGAUACACCAGUUCAUCUAUAAACUUUCAGCCUUGUUUGAUUGUUGAAAAAAGGACUCCAACCACCUAAAACCUCUGAGUGUGCGUGUCUGUAUAGUGGGUUGAUGGAUGUGAAAUAUGAUGUGCCAAAUUUAAAAUGUGUCGGUGUUCAGGCGGGAUUUAUUUAGAAUGUUUUACAUAAUUUUAGGCCAACCUUUAUGGGAAAAAAAAAUAGUGUUCUUAAACAUUGUUUGAUAAACUUAAUGGGUUUCUGAAAAUAAUCAUUUAUAAUGUGAAAAAAGUGUGUUUUUUAGAUUGACUGCAUCCGUCAUUCUUAUAAGUAUGAUUAAUGAAACACAGCCAGUUAUCCUUUUGACAUAAUACUGUUUUUAAAAUCCACUUGUCAUGUAACUGAGCAUAUACUGUACAACUACCCCUGACUACAAUCAAAAUAACAUCAAUUUAACAUAAAUCCAUUCAUCUUGAUGUGUUGCAGCUCAGUGGCCACCUGAAACACCUUCUUCCUCCAUUUUUUGAAACUUUUGUUUAAGGCCUGGCUCUAUGUUGAUCUGUAGAUGCUCCUUUUACGAGUAAAGCAUGACAAUAAGGAUAAGAAUCCCACAAAUGAAGUGUGUAAGACAUCCUGGACACGAGCAUCCACUAAACGAUCGGGGGAUGUAGACAGCCUGAUUGUCUGCUGAACACAUUGUAAUGUCACAUGGAUGUAUCCAGAGCAUUUUACUCAAAGCAAACUAAACAUUUCUCACCGUUUUCUCAUUAAUAUUAGACACAGAAAAGUUUAACGUGAAAGGGAUUUGAAGACGUGGUGUGGAAAGACAUGUUUUUGAGAAAAGAUUGCAUUAAAGGG
Molecule: messenger RNA, 4263 nt
Organism: Etheostoma spectabile (orangethroat darter)
Lineage: Eukaryota; Metazoa; Chordata; Actinopteri; Perciformes; Percidae
Gene: nudt4b
Product: nudix (nucleoside diphosphate linked moiety X)-type motif 4b
Exons: 5
Coding region: 373-933 (186 amino acids)
Biological process (GO): adenosine 5'-(hexahydrogen pentaphosphate) catabolic process; diadenosine pentaphosphate catabolic process; diadenosine hexaphosphate catabolic process
Cellular component (GO): nucleus; cytoplasm
Molecular function (GO): diphosphoinositol-polyphosphate diphosphatase activity; bis(5'-adenosyl)-hexaphosphatase activity; bis(5'-adenosyl)-pentaphosphatase activity
Source: RefSeq, a predicted model, not a curated record